Messenger RNA from Austrofundulus limnaeus, 5643 nucleotides. RefSeq names its product beta-1,4-N-acetyl-galactosaminyl transferase 4a (gene b4galnt4a). The record is from RefSeq and is a predicted model, not a curated record. Gene Ontology annotation, cellular component: Golgi cisterna membrane. Gene Ontology annotation, molecular function: acetylgalactosaminyltransferase activity. NCBI's taxonomy places the organism in Eukaryota, Metazoa, Chordata, Actinopteri, Cyprinodontiformes, Rivulidae.
AUGGGGAGAGACAGCCGGACGGGACGGACGCCAGUCGAAAGAGGGACGUUCGCUCCUCUGCUGGACACCACAGGAGUGAAGACACCAGUGACAGUAGGGAGGACGAGGCAGCAGAUGACGAGCCAAUCACUGCAGGGGCUGAGGGCCGAGACCACACCCACAUCAGGAAGUUCCUUAGCCAGCAUCACAAGAAGUUACCAUGGAAACCUGAGUAUAAGGGCCAGGCCAACCUUCAUGUGUUUGAGGACUGGUGCGGUUCCUCUAUAGCCCAGCUCAGAAAAAACCUGCACUUCCCCCUCUAUCCUCACACAAGAACAACAGUGAAGAAGCUCGCGGUGGCUCCAAAGUGGAAGAACUAUGGCCUGAGAAUAUUUGGUUACCUUCAUUCUUACAGAGACGGUGAUUUCCAGUUCUCCGUAUCAUCUGAUGAUAACUCUGAGUUCUGGUUGAGCCCCGAUGAGAGUCCUCUCAACGCCAGACUGCUGGUUUAUGUGGGACAGCUGGGUACAGAAUGGACCGCUCCGGGGGAAUUUACCAAGUUCAGGUCCCAGUCCUCCAAGUCUGUGCAUCUGAUCUCAUCGAGGCGGUACUACUUUGAGAUMCUUCACAAGCAGGAUGACAAGGGUUCAGAUCACGUGGAGGUUGGGUGGCGUCCGUUCCUCCCUGGUUUGAAAUAUGAGGUGAUAGACUCGGCCUACAUCUCCUUAUACACAGAUGAGUCUAGUCUUAAGAUGAACACUGUGGACCACAUCCCCCAGACCCUGGCCAGUCACAUCCGUCUCUCUGGAGCGUCUUGGCCUCAGGGGCCAGAGGGAGGCGCCRUCAUGCAACACGGAGCCGACAUGUUGAGGCCGGAUCCCAGGGACACCUUCUAUAGCACCCCGAUGAUUGACUCCUUCCGCUUGGAGAACGUUCUCCCGGCYUGUCUUUACUCACCGACCUACGUAGUCAAAGACUUCCCCAUCGCCAGAUACCAGGGCCUGCAGUUUGUCUACUUAUCGUUCGUCUACCCUAACGACUUCACACGUCUCACCCACAUGGAACGGGAAAAUAAAUGUUUCUACAGAGAGUCCCCCAUCUACUUGGAAAAGUUUGGUUUCUACAAAUACAUGAAGAUGGAUGAGGAAGAGGACGACAGAUCGUUCUUUUUCCCCAACCCAGAUGAUUUCCUUGAGGAAGAGGAGGUGGUGGAUGCAGAGGACGAGGCAGAGAUUGUUGGCACACAGGYGCCCAGAAAACCCUCUCAUCCGAGUCAAACUAGUCAUACUUCAAACCCCUCUCAUCAGCACUCGCGAACCGGGCCUACUCCUGCUGACAGGGAGGAGGAAGAAGAAGAAAAGGACCCAAAGGAAGAAGAAGUAGUCAACGGGAUCGCACACCGAAGAAAAAGGAAACCGUUUCCACACAGAGACAGACACACGGGGAGGGGUCUGGACAGAGACUGGGGCAGAGAUCAUACCCAGGGGAGUACAAGACAAAAUACCAGGAAGGAACUUGACGAGGAUCAGCUCAGGGGUCUUCAGCCUGAUGCGGACGGCGUGGUCCGGGGUCGCUCCUUGUCCUGGAUGCACACCGGCCCGUCGGACCAAGACCCAAUCAAGAAGCCAAAAGGCGCCGGGGGCGGUGUUGAGAUACCACACAAACUUAGCAAGUCGUCACUUCUUUUCCCCCAAAAGUCCUCCCUGUCUGCCCUCGCCAGCCGAGCCAAGCAGAUCCUCAGCAACUCCGCCCACAGCAAGCAACCCCCUAAUAACAGCAACAAGCCUGCUGGCAACAAAAAGGAGAAGAGGGAGGAGAACAAGAUCUACAUCACCAGGCCCCGUCCUGCAAAGGAACGGGAAAGAGAGAGGGAGCAGCGACGAGAGAGGAGGGAAGAGAGGGCAGCUCACCGCCCGAGAGAGAUUUUCCCAGGAGUCUUUUUAUACCAAACUGGAAGGAGCACUAGACUGGUCAAUAGGGGUCACAAAGGACAUGGUGGAAGAGGUGUAACAGGGGUUAGGCACCUUAUUAGUGCCCCUCAGCUUUGGCCAAAUCCCCCCACAAAGGAAAGUAAAACAUUAGCCCACAAUGGAAACACCAACAUACAGAGUGAACCUGCACAGAGGUCGAACAAAGCAGCAGUGCCAAAACAAACAGAGAAAAGUAAAAGGAAAAGGGGUCCUCAGGACUUCAGGACUACUGUCAGGACUGACCUGCCCAUCAGCAGAGACCUCCUGAUCCCACGCUCCUAUCACCAAGACCCCCCUUCCACCCCAGCCACCCCACUCAAGUUCAACUCCACAGAAAACACGAUCCAGGGUCAGUUACGGGUCACGUCUUACCUCAGGACCUCAGUGAUUACAGAGUCCCAGCAGCAGCCAGAACCAGAGCUCAACCCUGCCGACAUAGACCAAGAGACAAACCACUCUAAUCCUGACCCCGACCCGGAUCAGGAGCCAGAACCAGAGGAGGGGGAAUUGUCCGACUACAGCUACGAGGAGGUCGAGGUUCGGCCGGGGUGGGCGGAGGAGAGCAUUAACUGGCAGAGGACGUUCUCAGUGAACCCRAUGGACUUUGAGCUGCUGCGCUCGGACUGGAACGACCUGCGCUGCAACGUGUCCGGCAACCUGCAGCUGGCAGAGAGCGAAGUGGUGGAUGUGCUGGCGCAGUACAUGGAGAAACUGAACGAACGCAACGGAGGGAUCUACACUCUGCUGCGAAUCAUCAACGUCGAGAAGAGGCGGGACUCGGCCAGAGGGAACCGCUACCUGGUGGAGCUGGAGCUGAUGGAGCGGGGUCGCAGCGUGGUCCGUCUUUCCGAAUACAUUUACCUGCUGCUUCACCGCGGCCGGCAGGGUGAAGAAAGUCUAGAAAACACCGACUCAGCCCCGGCAUCGGCGCCGGCUCCUCCCCUCUCCGCGGCCACGGCCGGCUUAACCACCCAACAGCCUCCGUCGCCUUCCACCAGGUCCUCGGCGCGUUCGGUAGCGACACCGUGGAGCACGAUCUACGCGAAGCCCCUCCUCUGUCAUCCGGUCAUGCUACAGUGGAGGAGAGAUGUCAUGGUGCACUUUGUGGUGCCGGUGAAGAACCAGGCUCGCUGGGUGCAGCAGUUUAUCUCCGACAUGGAGAACCUUCACCAGCAGACAAAAGAUGACAACUUCAGCAUCAUCAUUGUCGACUUUGAGAGUGAAGACAUGGACGUGGAGCAGGCUCUUAAGGAGAGCACAGUGCCCCGAUACGAGUAUCUCAGGAGGGAGGGGAACUUUGAGCGCUCGGCAGGACUGCAGAUUGGAGUGGACACCAUUGAGGACAAUCACAGUAUUGUGUUUCUGUGUGAUCUGCACAUCCACUUCCCGCUUAACAUUUUGGAAAGCAUCAGGAAGCACUGCGUGGAGGGACGCCUCGCGUUUGCUCCCAUCGUCAUGAGGCUCAGCUGUGGCAGUUCACCACUGGAGCCUGAUGGUUACUGGGAAGUAAAUGGCUUUGGUCUGUUUGGAAUUUAUAAGUCUGAUUUUGACAAGAUUGGAGGAAUGAACACAGAGGAAUUCAAAGACCGCUGGGGUGGAGAGGACUGGGAGCUGCUGGAUAGGGUUUUGCAGAAUGGCUUAGAAGUUGAAAGAUUGCGCUUGAGGAACUUCUUUCACUACUACCACUCCAAAAGAGGCAUGUGGAACGCUCAGAACAAAAAAACUCCAAAAGGAUAGCACUUCUUUUUGGUCCAAGGGUCCUAAAUGGAUCUGCAGCUUCACUGUGUGCGGGAGAGACCAGUAGGAGCUCACUCACUGCCUGAACUCUGUCUUUUCUAAACAGGCACCUGUCAGGGACUCCUCUGUUUUGCUGUCAGGCCCUGCUGUUUGUUUGUCUGUGCGACGGAACUGWGUCCGAAUCAGAAAUUUGUGGAGGGGGGGCUGUUUCCACAGACAGACCUGAGUCGUCCCUUUGCCUCAGUGACUGAACGACUGCACAGGAAGAAGAGAGUUGUUUUUGUUCUCCUUCUCUCUGUCUGUUUUUGGUGCAAUUGUUUUCAGACAGAAUGGAAAGCAGCUGUUUUAUGUGCAUAUGCACAUUUGUAUGUGUGCGUAUGUCUAUAUAUAUAUAUAUAUAAGUAUGUAUGUGAGCGUGUAUGUGCUAAUGAUGAGAGGAAGCACCUUUUUUUCUAACAAGACAAUGUAAAAAUGACCUAAGAUCUUUUUCUAACAUGCUCUUGCAGAAGAGUAAUAGAAUGUGCAUCGGCAUGUUAUUCAGAUACAUUCAGUUACAGCUCGAAACAGGAGCUGUGUUUGGAAAAGCAGCGUUUUCAAAAACACCAACUUCCUGUUGGACACCCUUAAUCAGAAUGAGUGAGGUGCUGAUUAUCUCCGUAAAAACAUAAGAACUUAUUUUUAAUUGGACUUCGUCUUUUUCCAGAGAAAAAGGAUCAACGUAAAUAUUUUUUAAAUAUUUGUUUCUGUCCUAUUUUUUCACCUUUUGCAUCUCAUUCUGCCUUUCUCAAACGAUUUUGAUGUAACACUGUUUUCAAAUCUCUUGAAAGAUUGUUUACAUUGUAUUUUCAAACACAUUAUUUGUUAGCUAGUAUUUAAGGAUUUAUUUUUGUUAAUUAAAUCAAACUGAGUUCAUGCUGCUGUUUUUAAAGAAAUCUUUAAUUUAUCCUAUUUUAAAGAUCGUGCAGUAAAAAGGGGAGGGGGGGUGGCUUUUAUUUUUGUUCAAAAACAAAAUUUGUGAACAUCUUAAAACUACUGAAGGCUUCUCAUUUCCCUUUUUAUCUCUAACCUCACCUUCCACUGGAACAUUUAGAAGUGGAGAAAAAAAACGUUCAAAUUUUGGUUUAAUUCUCGGUGAACAGAGUGUUUCAUGGCUGUUUAAAGAUCUACAGAAAAAAAAGAGACCAGUACACAAUGUGGUGAUGCUCAGUUGUUUCCUAAAUGUGUGCCUUUAUCCUGGUUUUGGCUUCAGGCAGUUUGUAAUCUACUCUAAAGGAGGGCAGGGACAGACAGAAAAACAAUGUUUUUUAUGAACAAGGUGUAAUGUCACUGUAAGUUUAAAUACACUGUAAAAUGAGGAAUACUUUGUUCUCUUUAUCGACUUAUAGACAUGUCAGUGUGUGUCUCGUAUCAUGGUGAAAUGAAAAAGAACAGGUUUACAUGGUAAUGACUACUGAGAGGGAGCAGAAGGUGUGAUGAAGAUUCAGGAGCAGCUGCAGUCCGGCAGGAUCUCCCACCUGCUCCGUUAUGUUGGCUGAAAGCCCGACUCUAAUGCUUCUGUUUUUGUAACACGUUUCCUGUUYCAUGAGUAGCAGCUUUUCUUCUUUUCUUCCUUUUCUUUGGUGGGGUAGAAGGGGCAGGAUAUAUAUAUAAAUAUAUGAUGAGAGCUAAAGAUCUUUUAUUGACUAUUUGAUUGUCAAAAAUUUCUCCAAGCUUGUUUUUUUUUCUUUUACAGAUAAAAAUGUCUAUACUGUACAUUAUUUAACAGUGACAUGGGACUAUUUAAUGAAACACGAUAAAUACAAGACUCUAAACAUAAUAGAAUUAAAAAUGAAAAUAGAAAAAUACAUUUCAAGGUAAUUUCUGUGAAAUUGUUUUGUAGAAGAACGGUUUUAAGAAUAUAUUGUACUUUUAUUUUGAUUUGUCAUUUUUUGCAAAUAAAAUUUUAUUCUUAGGUCUG